Pediculus humanus corporis (human body louse) is the source of this 1320-nucleotide messenger RNA. Its product is annotated as serine incorporator, putative. The transcript has 3 exons. Gene Ontology annotation, cellular component: membrane. The record is from RefSeq and is a predicted model, not a curated record. Lineage: Eukaryota; Metazoa; Arthropoda; Insecta; Psocodea; Pediculidae. The coding region runs from base 1 to 1320 and encodes 439 amino acids.
AUGGGAGCCGCAUUGGGUGUAUUUUCUUUAGCCCAAUUAAUAUGCUGUUCAUCUAGUAUAGCAUGUUCCCUUUGCAAAUGUUGUCCAAGUUGUGGCAAUUCUGUUGCAACUAGAAUCAUGUACGGUAUUAUGCUAUUACUUGGAGCUAUAACAGCUGCUAUAAUGCUGGCACCAGGUCUGCAGGAUGGCCUGAAAAAGGUUCCUUUUUGUCAAGAAUCUAAUUCAAAUAAAAUAGUACCGUCGUCUUUAUCUUGGGAAUGUGAUAAUGCUGUUGGUUACCCUGCUGUCUAUCGUUUGUGUUUUGCCCUAACCUGUUUUUUUACUCUUAUGUGUAUCAUUAUGAUAGGGGUAAAAUCGUCUAAAGAUCCAAGAGCAGCUAUUCAAAAUGGAUUUUGGGGAAUGAAAUAUUUAGUUUUAAUAGGAAUUUGCGUUGGUGCAUUUUUUAUUCCAGAGGGAGAGUUUGCAUCUGUUUGGAUGGUAUUCGGUAUGAUUGGUGGCUUUUUAUUUAUUUUAAUUCAGCUGAUUUUAAUUGUUGAUUUUGCUCACAGUUGGGCUGAGCGUUGGGUAGGCAAAUACGAAGAAACAGAAUCCAAAUUUUGGUAUAUUGCUUUACUGACAGUUACCUUUUUAUUAUUUACCAUUUCUAUUAUAGGAGUUGUACUCCUCUUUAUUUACUUUACCAAAUCAGAUGAUUGUAUGCUUAAUAAAUUUUUCAUUUCCUUUAAUUUACUCCUUUGUUUCUUUUCAAGUAUUGUAAGUACACUACCUAAAGUCCAAGAAUACCAACCUAAAUCUGGUUUGUUACAAAGUUCAAUUGUCAGUGCCUAUGUUAUUUACCUAACAUGGUCAGGUAUUUCUAAUUCGCCUGUAAAAAAUUGUAAUCCUGGUCUUUUACCAUUUAUCUCUCAAAAUAAUGGAACUGAUGUUUUUGACAAAGAAAGCAUUGUGGGAUUAAUUUUGUGGAUUUUGAUUGUAAUUUAUUCAUCUCUUCGCUCUGGAUCAAGCUCUAACAAAAUGGCUGUGUCUUCGGAUACUGAAAAUGUAGUGGUUUCAGAUAAUGACAGUAAAGAAAAAGAUGAUGAAAAAGAAGAAAUAACUUACAACUGGUCAUUUUUCCAUUUUGUAUUUGCAUUAGCCAGUUUGUACAUAAUGAUGACCCUUACAAAUUGGUACAGACCUAAUUCGACAUUAAAAACACUUAACGCUAAUUCAGCCUCCAUGUGGGUGAAAAUAGUAUCCAGUUGGUUGUGCAUUCUUUUGUAUAUUUGGUCAAUGAUUGCUCCUAUGUUACUUCAAAAUAGGGAUUUUACUCCAGUUUAG